AUGAGUUUGUACAACUUUAAAAAGAUCGCUGUAGUGCCUACAGCAAAAGACUUCAUAGAUAUUAUUCUUAGUAAAACACAGAGGAAAACACCCACAGUAGUGCACAAACACUACAAAAUUAGCAGAAUACGCGGAUUUUAUAUGCGAAAAGUGAAAUUUACUCAACAGAAUUUCCACGAUCGUCUGUCUAGGAUUAUUCAGGAAUUCCCCAAGUUAGAUGAUGUACAUCCAUUCUAUGCAGAUCUUAUGAAUGUACUGUAUGACAAAGAUCAUUACAAGCUUGGUCUCGGACAACUGAACACCGCUAGACAUUUAAUUGACACUGUAGCGAAAGAUUACGUGCGUUUACUAAAGUACGGAGACUCGCUGUAUCGAUGCAAGCAGCUGAAGCGGGCGGCGCUCGGGCGCAUGGCCACCAUCAUGAAGCGACAGGCCGCCAACCUAACUUACUUGGAACAGGUCCGCCAACACUUGGCUCGUCUUCCCUCAAUCGAUCCAUACACACGGACAAUCAUCAUCUGCGGGUUCCCUAAUGUUGGCAAAUCCAGUUUUAUCAAUAAGAUCACUCGCGCCGAUGUCGAAGUGCAACCAUAUGCCUUUACCACGAAGAGCUUGUACGUCGGCCAUACUGACUACAAAUAUUUGAGAUGGCAGGUGAUCGACACGCCGGGCAUCCUGGACCACCCGCUGGAGGAGCGCAACGUCAUCGAGAUGCAGGCCGUCACCGCGCUGGCGCACCUCCGCGCCGCCGUGCUGUACUUCCUCGACCUCUCCGAGCAGUGCGGACACUCCAUACAGGAACAGAUCUCUCUAUUCGAGAGCAUAAAGCCAUUAUUCAGCAACAAGCCUUUAAUAGUGGUUCUAAAUAAAAUGGACGUGCUGACUCCUGAGGACCUGCCGCCGAACAAGAAGCAGAUCUACGACCAGCUACUAGAGAACUGCGCUAAAGGAAAUCUUGUCAACGCGGACCCGAACUCCGACUUGUCAGUGGUCCCAGUGAUGCGCAUGUCGACUAUCACGGAGGAAGGAGUGCAGGAGGUGAAGAUAGAAGCAUGCGAGAGGCUCCUGGGACACAGGGUCACUGAGAAAAUGAGGACUAAGAAGGUGGACGGCAUCCUGAACCGCCUGCACGUGUCGAUGCCGGCCCCGCGCGACAGCAAGGCGCGGCCCGCCGUCAUACCCGACUCCGUGCUCGCCAAGAAACAACUACAGGCCGACAAGGCACGCAAGAGGAAACUCGAGAGGGACAUAGAGGUCGAGGAAGGCGAUGAUUAUGUACUUGAUCUACAGAAGAACUACAGCGAGAUCCCGGAGGAGGAGCGCCACGAUCCCAUCCCCGAGUUCUGGGAGGGACACAACAUAGCGGACUACAUCGACCCCGACAUAUUCGACAAAUUGGCGGAGUUGGAACGCGAGGAGGAGUUACGUGUCGAGGGAGGAAUGUACGCAGUGCCCAAGAUAGAACUGGACGAUACCAUGAAGGAGAUCAGGGAACUCGCCAGGCAGAUACGCAACAAGAAGGCGAUCCUAAAGGACGAGUCCCGCCUGGUGAAGCAGUCGACGAAGCCAGUGAUGCCGCGCACCAGCCGGGCGCGGGCCAGGGACCGCUCCACUGGGAAACUCAGGGAGGAGAUGGAGAAACUCGGCGUGGACAUGUCAGACACGAAGGACGCUCACUUCACCCGCUCCCGCUCCCGCUCGCAGUCGGCGCCGGCCGCCAAGCGCGCGCGGGCUGACUCGCGCGGGCGGUCCGUCAGCAAACCCGCCAGGGAUACAGAGGGCGUUGGAGAUGCCAUUAUGCAAAGAAAAGCGAAAAAGCUCGCCCACGUCGCGAUCGCGAAGAAGACCAAGCGGAUGGGUCUCAAGGGAGAAGCGGACAGGUUCAUCGGGACAAAGAUGCCCAAACAUCUAUUCGCGGGCAAACGAGGAGUGGGCAAGACGGACAGGCGAUAG
Messenger RNA from Spodoptera littoralis (African cotton leafworm), 1953 nucleotides. NCBI's taxonomy places the organism in Eukaryota, Metazoa, Arthropoda, Insecta, Lepidoptera, Noctuidae. The record is from the annotation of a GenBank genome assembly.